GCGAGCGUCUGUCCGGGGUACACUCAGUGGUAAAAGUUUGACUAAAAAAAUGCCGCGGAAAGUGAGAAUCAUUUAGUUAUGCGAGCAAUUAUACAAGUAUUUUGAUUGUGUUUCAAUUCUACAAUAGGUUUAAAUAAUUUCGAGAAUAAAGGAGUGUUGCUAUGGAGGAAAUAGAACUUUUCUUAUAAUUCUUUUUUUGAAGGGAAGUAAGUCACUUGUGAUGCUUGUGAUUUUCAGACAUUGGUGCGGAUCGUCGCGGCGAACCAACGACGCUAUGGCGUCCGUCGUGUAUGCGUGUCAUUACAUUUAAUUUUUAAUUAAUAUUUGAGCAUUAAAAUUAACGUUGUCACAAUUAAUUAAUUUUUACAAAUUAUUCAAUUCUUCUGAAAUAAUAUAGAUCAUUUUCACAAAACUUUGUGCUUUUAAUACGUGCCGGAUGUGUUUGAUGGAAAAACAAAGUUUGUGUCUGCUUCUACUCUCUACCCUAUAUAUUCUAUCCCCCAAUUGACAGAUCCCACCCCGAUUUAAUUAAAGGACGAUGUACUUGAUAUCACUAAUUGGACUUGAAAUUUUAAUAUUGAACUCAUUUUCUGGUGAUGAAAUGUAUUCCCGAAGUGAUCCUUGAAAUACAAUAAUACUCAAGUGUGUUUGGUGCUUCUUAACUUUAGCAAUUUACAUAUAUUCGUAUUUCUACCCUAAUACACAGAAUCGUCUCAUCCAUCGAAAGAUCAUUCGAGAAUUGUGUUCACUUUAUCCAUUAUUGUGGCACUAAAUUUUUAUCCAAGGCUCUGUUGCUUUAUCACAAUUUUAGGAAUUAAAAAGUUUUCUCAACCAUUUAAGCAGCUAAUAAUUAAUUAGCUGACACCUGAGAAAUCCAGAUGAUCUGAUUUUAUCCAACUUGAUCAACUGACCGAGGAAAAAAAAAUAUUUUCAGUUAUGUAAUUUUUGUUUGAUGAAGAAGCAUUUUAUAAUAAGAGAGUAAAAAUGUCCAAUAGUUUGGAUAGUUUUUUGACUAGAAUUGGGGAUGUGACGAUUGAGAGAGUUACACCCCGUGGCACAGCUCGAAUUCCCGAGCAAAAUUUAAUCCCACCUGAAACGUCAAUGAGUGUGAAUUUAACACCAAUUGGACCACCUCGUCGUCUUCAUGACGAGAGUUCCGAUGAUUCCAGUGGCGAAUUAUCUGACGGCGAUAUUGAAAAGAAAAAUCGACAACUUCAUCUUGAUGAAAUGGAUGAUAUGCAUGCAGAGUGUUCAGCGGACGAUAUGGAUUUAGAUGAAACAAUUGAUUCUCAAAUUGGUGUUAGAAUGGACUCGGAGAGGCAGCAUAGAGGUUCGUCGCCCUUGGAUGACGACGAAAUUGACGACGAUGACGACGAUGUUGAUGGUGUCAAUAUUUUGGAUACCCUCCCUUUGGAAGGUGCGCCUAUUGAGGGUCAAGAGGUGACAGAGGCGGAUCUUCUGGGGAAAUCAAUAUCGAAAGAAAUGGACGACGAGGAUGAGAUUGAGAAAAGCGAGACUCAAUCGGGGGACGAAGAUGGUCACAAAAGGCAUGCAGAUUCCGAUGGUUCAGAAUCAGCGAUGAAAAAACAAAAGAUAGAUGACGACGAUGUUGAUGAUGAUGACGAUUCGGCGUCCGAGUGCGAGACAAAAAUGGAGAAGAAGUUGGCAAACAUGAGGCGAAAUAUUCGUGAGGUCAUGGACGAAACUCAACUUGACGAGGCAACAUUGUCGGCUCAACGGCAAGAAAUGGAACGUCUACGUCGUGUUCAGGAACAACAAAAAAUUAUACGUGAGGUACAACGUCAAAUAGCAAUUAAUCGGCAAAAUAGUAAAACCCAAACACGCGUUAUCAGUCUCUUGCAAGGUAAACAAAAUCAAGCAGGCACUACAAUUUCACAAUCUUCACCUUCGUCAUCUCAGGUCCGUCUUCCUAGCACCGUUCUUCUCAAAGUGAAUUCCGGUUCCGGUGCGGGCUCUCAAUGUUCAAGUCAAACGCAAUCUGGACAGAUGAAGAGGCCCAUGGACGGAAUGAAGUGGCAGAAGGGUCGCGGCGCUCUCCCCGGUGUACAAACUUCAAUUUCAAGAGUACCGAGCAAACAAUCAAGCGGACCCAGCAUGCUGCAACAGCGAAUUCGAAUGAUGACCCCAUCCGUAAGUAUUUCUCCAGUGGUUCCCAAGAAGGAGCCCACUGACAGAUCAGAGUAUUAUUCAGAUUCCGAUUUCUCCGACACGGAGGCGGAUGAAUUGUUGCGUGAGAAACAAUUGCACACAAUGAAGAAAAUGACAACUGUACAGAAAGUGUCGAAACCAGCGAAAGGUAAGGAUGUAGUGACGAUAUCGAGUUCGAGCGAGAGUUCAGACGAUGAUUGCAUUGUAUUGAGCGAUCCAAGCGGAGGCGAGGAAACUGACAACGAAGACGAUCCCGCAAAUUCGGGAAUGCACACCAAUGAUCGUUACAACGUUCCCGACGAACAUGGCCGUGUGCUUAUUAACGUCGGUCAUCCGGAAAUGGAACCCGACGUUUUCCUAGCGCCGCAAGUUGCGAGAAUUAUCAAACCCCAUCAGAUCGGUGGAAUACGAUUCCUCUUCGACAAUAUCGUCGAGAGUAUCGACAGAUACAAGACAAGUUCUGGUUUUGGUUGUAUUCUCGCUCACAGUAUGGGUUUAGGGAAGACACUUCAAGUCGCGAGUUUCUGCGAUAUUUUUUUUCGAUGCACUACUGCGAGAACAGUUCUUUGCAUUAUGCCAAUCAACACUCUACAGAAUUGGUUAGCUGAAUUCAACAUGUGGUUGCCGUACGAAGAUCCCGAUGCACCAAAAGUGGAACCGGAGACAAGCGUUAAAACUGAACCUGGCACCGAUGUCAAACCUGAAGUCAAGGAAGAGGGUGAUCUGUCCGGUGCAACUGAAGCUACGAAUCAAUUAUCCCAAGAAAAUGCUAAUAUUUUGCAUGACACGUUUCAAAAUCAAUAUAAUGCUCAUAAUGGAUUUGGACCUGGUUUUGGACCCGAUGGCAUUAUUAAUAAAGGUGUGGAACAAACUUCUCUAAAUCCUAACUUUCACACUAAUAUGAAUCCAAGCACUUAUGGAGCAAAUUCUGUUCCGAAUUUCCCUUCCAUAAAUCAACCAAAUAUUGGGGCGAAUAGUUUCGGAAUUAAUAAUCCAGGAAAUAUAUAUCCGAAUCAAAUGCAAACGCAAGUUUAUCAGGGAAUGGAAAAUCGUCCGGGGCAAGUGUAUCCUGGAAUGGAGCCUCCGUCGGUGAAUCCCAUGAAUCCUCCACCGAAUCCUAUAAAUCCUAUAAAUUCAACGUUGAAUUCUUCUAUGAAUCCUCCGGUUAAUCUGGAAAUGAAUUCAAUGUACAACUAUGGGAAUCCGGCCCAGUCGUACAGUUUUGAUUCUAGUAAACAAGAAGCAAAGAAUGAAAGUGAUUUACAAAUUAAAAAGGAAUUGUCGGAACCGAUUAAGAAAGAUGAGGGGGCAGAGCCAGCAGAUGCGAAGACAGAGAAAGUGAAAACACCAUUUAAUGUGGACGCUCCCGCUGGAUUGGAAAUAAGACCUCGACAUUUUCGCCUUCACAUUCUUAACGAUUCGCACAAAACAAUGACAGCCAGGUCGAAGGUGAUAAAGGAUUGGCAGAAAAAUGGAGGUGUCCUACUAAUUGGCUACGAAUUGUACAGGCAAUUAUCGUUGAAGAAAGCAAAUAAAGCGAAACGAAAACGGGGCCAACCUGUCAAGGACCCGGACAUCGAGGAGGACGAUAAGAAUAAAGGACUAUUGGACGAGAUGCAUACUGCGCUAGUGAAUCCUGGACCGGAUUUAGUAAUUUGUGACGAAGGACACAGGAUCAAGAAUUCCCACGCGAGUAUCAGUUUAGCCUUGAAACAAAUGCGAACAAAGCGUCGAAUUGUUUUGACCGGCUAUCCGUUGCAAAAUAAUUUAUUGGAAUAUUGGUGCAUGGUCGACUUUGUGAGACCAAAUUAUUUAGGUACCAAGGCUGAAUUUUGCAAUAUGUUUGAGAGGCCCAUUCAAAAUGGUCAGUGCAUUGACUCAACUCCUCAAGACAUUCGAUUGAUGAGAUAUCGAGCUCACGUUCUACACGCACUUCUCGAAGGUUUCGUUCAAAGAAGAUCUCAUUCCGUUCUGCAGAUAUCAUUGCCAAGAAAGGAAGAAUACAUUCUCCUUGUUAGGAUGACACCACAUCAACGUAAACUUUACGACACUUUCAUGAAUCAAGUGGUAAAGACUCGAGCUGUUCCCAAUCCCUUGAAAGCUUUUGCAGUCUGUUGCAAAAUUUGGAAUCAUCCCGACGUUCUCUAUCAUUUUCUACGCAAACGACAAGCCAACGAAGAGGACGAUCUCGACUUGGAAGAGACAAUUGGCGAAAAAACUCCUCCCGGAGGUGUUAAGCGAUCGAAAGCUCGUCAACCAAAGGGCGAAGGUAAAAAGGGAAAGAAAACACUCAAGAAUAAACCCGCUGCCAGUGUUCAACCGAAUUUAUCAUCAACAACAAAUAACGAAACCGUCGAAGGAGGUGACGUUAGUAAUAAUUCUACAAAGUCUACAUUGACAAAUUUCCCAGCACAAAAAACUUCCUCGCCACCAUUUACAAACGUAAAUUCAUCAAACUCGUAUCCCUAUCAGAAUUAUCAGCAAAAUGAUCAGAACAACUAUUACCGAAAUGAUAAUUCACAAAAUGAAUUCACCGACUUUUACAAUAAUCAAGAUCAACAAAGAUUUGGAAAUCAAAAUUUCCAACAAUAUCCACAAGGCACUCCCGGCUACAAUAACAACUCCAAUCAAACCUAUCCAAAUCAACAAAAUUACAUUCAAGGCAACGAUCAAUCAACAAAUCGAACUCAACGAUUCCCCGCUCCGGCUAAUCCCGAAUUUCGUUCCGAACAAAAUCAGGGAAAUAAUUUCGAACCAUCUGGCAUUUAUCCAAGACAAAAUUAUCCUUAUCAAGAUCAAGGCCGAAACUAUCCCACUAUCAAUCAAGACCAAAAUUAUCCUCAAGUACAAAAUCAAAAUUCAACGUUCCCCCCACAUUUACCCAAUCAAACACCAAUGUCCGAUUAUUCAUCAUUUCCAACAGCAAAUCCGAAUCAAAAUUACCCCUCCGGAUCACAACCUAAUACAAAUUAUCCAAGAAAUGAGAAUCAAUCGACCACCCUCAAUUAUGGGGGGAAUCAACCAUCAGCACCUACCAACACUUCCGGCAAUCCACCAUUCGGACAAAAUCAACAAAAUCAAUCGCGACCCUAUCAACAAAAUCAGAAUUUAGGAUCUCAUUAUACACAAAAUAUGGUUCCAAAUUCACCGUCAAUGUCACCAGCACUCGGCUUCACUGCAACUCAACAAACGGGCAAUUUCGUUCCACCCUCAACGAGUCAAAUUCAUUACGGACAAAAUACAAAUCAGGAAAUUAAUCAAAAUCAAAGAAUGGGAAAUCAGGGAAUACAAAAUCCAUCAAUCGCUUCAAAUUCAAAUCAAGGACAUCAGGGAAUACAAAAUCCAGCAAUCGCUUCAAAUUCAAAUCAAGGAAUGGGACAAAAUUCCUAUUCGAAUAAUCAGGGGAAUGGGCAACAAAAUCAUGGCUAUCAGAAUCCAAUACAACAACAAAGACCCACAUCGACGAAUGUUGGAUACCCGACCCAAUCUGGACCUGUUUCGGGACAAAUGCAAGGACAUAGAUAUCCACUAAAUCAAGGAUCGAAUAUUUAUCCUGCAAGUCAACAAACGUCGCAGAAUAGUCAGAUGUAUGGAUCAGGCACCGAUAGACAGAAUCAAAAUUUCGUUUCUACAUCAGGUAGUUGUCAAACCUCGACUUCAAGCGCAAAUCCAGACUAUCAAGCGCAAAAUCAAUCACGUCCCUCUUCGUCCACGGUCUUGGGGAAUUAUUCCGACAACAAUCCGAAUCAAGGUUCACAAUUUAAAAACUCGAAUGAUCCAUUCUGGCAGCAGAAUUAUUCGCAAACUAUGAGACAAGAGCAGUGUAAUGACAGCAACUAUUUCCGUGAACCGAAUAAUGUCAAUCGGUUCCAAAAUAAUUAUUUACCACAGCAGAAUUAUCAGAAUCAAUCGUUUGAAUAUUCUGGAGGUCGUGUUGGUGAUGGUAAUCAAAGGGGCGAUGAUUCAAAAUCAACGCAUGGAAAUAGUGGCAUUCAUGGUCAGGGUGGAAAGGAUACGAUGAAUAGUAUUGGAGUGCAGAGUCAACCGUUAUUACCUUCGAACAAUGCAAGCGGUAGGGGUGCUUUUAGUGCACCAAUGAAUCCAGUGGAUGCAUUGAAGGAUGAUGAGAAGGAGAAAGAAGAGACUAUUGAGAAGGAAAAGGAGGAGAAGUCGGAUGAUGAAAAUCUUACCAAAGACGAGGAGAAGGAUGUUAAAUGUUCACCCUCUGGAAAAGAGGAUCCUGGAAUACCGUAUGAUUGGGCUACCGAAUUAAUGAGAGGCUACAUACCGGGACUAAUUGACGCAUCAGCAAAAAUGACACUCUUCUUUUGUAUACUAGAAGAAGCGAUACGUCUCGAAGAUCGCGUUCUCGCAUUUUCCCAAUCGCUUUUUACAUUGAAUCUCAUAGAAGACUUUUUAGCUAGAAAUAAUUUUAAAUAUCCCGACGGCACAACGGACGCUUGGCUGAAGAAUGUGAAUUAUUAUCGAUUGGAUGGCAGUACAAGUGCAUUGGAACGGGAAAAAUUGAUUAAUGAAUUUAACGUUAAUCCAAAAAUACAUCUCUUUCUCGUCUCAACACGAGCAGGAUCAUUGGGAAUUAAUCUCGUUGGAGCUAAUCGAGCAAUUGUAUUCGACGCCUCUUGGAAUCCAUGUCACGACACUCAAGCAGUUUGUCGUGUUUAUAGAUAUGGUCAACAGAAACCGUGCUUUGUAUAUCGUUUAGUGACUGACAAUUGCCUAGAGAGGAAAAUUUACGACAGGCAAAUUAGUAAACAAGGCAUGGCUGAUCGAGUUGUUGAUCAAUGUAAUCCUGAUGCUCAUCUUUCAUUAAAGGAAGCAACUACGCUCUCUUGGGAUUGGGAAGAGGACAGCCAAGUGCAAGAUUUCUCCCAAUCAAAGGAUAGUUACAGUGAUGAAGUGAUGCAUACAGUUUUAGAGAAGCAUUCGUCAUUAUUGACAAAACAACCAUUUCAUCAUGAGAGUCUUCUUGUUGAUCGUAAAGACAAGAAGCUUAGUCAGGCUGAGAAACGUUUGGCUCGAAGAGGUUAUGAAUUGGAGAAAAUGGCAGCUACAUGCUCCCGACCGAGUUAUAAUUACAUUCCUGGAAAUACUGCCACAAGAGCCGGAGGAUUGCAAAUUAGAGCUAUUAGAGGUGUCGGUGGUGGCGGCGGCGGCGUCGGCGGAGGUAGUGGCGGUGGAAUGGCCCCAGGAGCAUUGAGUCCAGCAGCUGGUGAUAUGGGACCAACGCCAAAACCUGUCGCUUCCGUAAGACCAAUGCAGCAGCGUGGAGUCGAAGGCGUUGGACCUAGAAGUGUGACCGGCAGUCGAUGGAUUCCCGCUGAAGUUUGGCAGAGACAAGGCAUGAGUGCUCAAGAAAUGACUCUUCCAUUGGACGUCGUUAUUCCCACCAAUUCACCGGACAAGGGCAGUAUUGUCUUAAAAGCAGGACAACGAGUCAUGGUUCUCAAGAGUCCGAAGGGUAUAUACAUGCAACUGGAGUCUGGAAAAAUUAUCGCCAUUCGAACCGCCCUUAAAUUAAAUCAACAAAAACGCGAAGAUGAACCCAAAAAAGGUUUAGCUUCUAUGAUGCAAAGAAACUCCAAAGCGGAAGUUGGUUUUCCAUUACGUAACAAUUCGGCUAUUUCAAUAAUACCGAAAUCUUCAUCAAGUGCACAAGGUACACGACCACCGCCAAAAUCGAAUCCCGGUCCAGGUUACAGACCAUUUGCUGACAAGGAAACAGCGAAAAGAUCUAAACCAAUUGCUACAGCCACUGCAAAACCAUAUACAAGUCAAGUGAAUCUCACUAAUCAAGUUUCGCUCUCUAGGCUACCAAGAGUAAAGCAAGAACCCCUCGAUCAAGCGUCCCUUGGCGAUAAUUCAAAUUCCUCCGAUGGUUCAUUAAGAUCUGAUCAAAGAGUCGAGGAAGUUCGGCUUGAAGACGUUGUCGCUGAAGUAAGUUCUAACGAAUAUAGCCGUCCCUCUCGCCCCCUUCAUUCCAAUCAAAAGUCUUCACAAGUGAAAUCCCAAUCUUAUUCAACUGAAAACGUCUCCCGUGUGCAGAGUAUACAACAACCGGAAGUACCACCUAAAAUUGAUAAACCAUUAGCUGAAUCUACAGAAAUUCCCGAUUCCUCCGCUGGAAAUCAAUAUCAGUCUCCUUUUCCGAAGCAGCAACAACAACAACAACAGCAAAUUAAUAGCGCUAGUGAUGAGGUUAGUCAAGCACCUGCUGCUGCUAUUCAGCCAGCUCAAUCGGGAUCAGUGGUAUCGCAAUCCAUUCCAAAUACAAGUAAAAAUCUUCGAGACACUUGCAACUCCCCUCUCGUCUCGACACCCGUGAGCUCUAGUGUUUCAACGGCCGUGGAGCAGAAUGUCUUAGAUCUUCCCCAACCGGACAUUCAUGGUGUCUCACAGGGCUAUCCCUACGCACAAUAUCCAAGGUAUUAUGAUUACGCGGAUCCUAGAGCGAGAUCAUUGGGAGGGACUCCCUAUGGCAGUUACUUCCCUGGACCACCGCCUCAGUCGAAUAAUCCAAGACACAACACGGAAGGUACGAAGGCACCAGCACAGCCUGAUUUACCAAAAGCAGGAAAUAACAGUGACGAAAUAACAGUGACGAAUAAAGCGGCAAAUACAUUUGUACCGCCACCCAGUUUAAACCCUCCACCAUCAGUAGACACUAAGGAAGCGAAACCAACUGACGCGGUGACAAGUGUCACUGCAACGAGUACAACAGCAAAUAGAGAUGAAAAUCUUCCUUCUACUGCCUUCACUCAUCCGACGGCUGCGAGAUAUCCGGGACCGUACCCACCAGCUCCGUAUGAUCCUUACGCUCAACAUUAUCCACCGGCACCUGGCUCAUCAGCUGCUUAUCCCCCUGGCACUCCUGGCUAUCCCGCCUACGGUGGACCAGCCGAUUAUGCUCGUAUGUAUUCACCGUUCCAUGGACCACCAGCUGCUGAUCCUUACAUGCACAGAAGUUACGCUCCGCCACCUUCCGCACAUCCUCCUGGAUAUUAUCCCCCAUUCCCACAUCCUCCACCUCCCUAUCCCAAUUAUUCUUUCCUCCCACCAUAUCCAAAUCCCUCUGAACCACAACCACCGCCACCACCAUCACAGUAAAUCGAACAAAUGAGAAGAAGAAAA
Messenger RNA from Leptopilina heterotoma, 9318 nucleotides. RefSeq lists its product as uncharacterized. Gene Ontology annotation, molecular function: ATP-dependent chromatin remodeler activity; ATP hydrolysis activity; ATP binding. The transcript has 7 exons. The coding region runs from base 985 to 9294 and encodes 2769 amino acids. The record is from RefSeq and is a predicted model, not a curated record. Gene Ontology annotation, cellular component: nucleus. Lineage: Eukaryota; Metazoa; Arthropoda; Insecta; Hymenoptera; Figitidae.